AUGGACGCCGAAUUUGACGGUCUUAAUAGUCCGAAGCACGAGCGUGUGGCAAAAGCACUUGAGCAAGUCAACGGCUUCCGAUAUCGGUAUCAUGCCGCCCCGCUUGAUGGAAAGAAGAUGCUGCGAUUCGAUUCUGACGAUGAAGAAGCCUUGAGUGACGACGAAGACGCCGAAGAUUCAAGCGAUGAAACACAGGGUCGACAAUGUCGCCAAUCUAGUAUAGAAAAGACCAAGCCGUUGGAUGACGAUUCGAAAGCGUCCAGCGUGACGUUGGAUGAUCAUAUCGAGAAUCUUCUGCGCAAGACACGUACGCUAGCAAUGCUGAAGAUUGCCAAUAACACUGCGGGUACUAUCCCGUCCGACAGCGAUGAUGACAGCGACGAAGCUGAUGACGUCGUGUCUGAAGAGCUCAAAAGCCUUUCCAGUCUCGGUAGCAGCUCCAACAUCGAUGUGCAGCAAUCCACUUUUCUUGAAACGGCAGCAAUGAAUCUGGCACGGACUCUCAGUGCAUUUCUCUGCCUGCCCCGUGCUAUCAGCUAUGUCGACUUGGAAGCGAUUACAGAGAAAUUGCUGGAGUCGUCAAACGAUCGAUUUGACGAUGGCGAAUACGCAGAUCUCAUUGAUUAUCACGUGGACUCGGCUCGUGGCGAUGACACCCACGCCGAGAACGAGGAAGACGUCCCUAUCUGGAAACGACGCCAUUCGCGACCUAUCCGGCCGUUGGCCCUUCCAGAUGAUCAGACCGACUUGGAAAUGCAUCAACGUAAAAUUUUCAUAGAGGCCAAUCGCUUCGGAGGUGUGUCGUCACGAAACUUCUUUCUUGCGUCUAGCAAGCACCUUCUGUCCAGCGAUGACUCCAAAGGCAGCAUGUAUUUCGGUGUAAGUCCCAGUGGACGUUUACUCGGUUCGUUCACAAAGGGUUCCAGCAUGGAUUUGAACUUUGGCAGAUACGAAGAGGAGUACAUCAUGUGGCGAACGCAGGUAAAAGACGACUACCUGGCAUGGGUGAACGCCAAGGUCGAAGCCCAGAAGCGUCGCAAGUCGCGUGUGAAGAAGGUGGAUCCCAAUAAGAAGCCGCGUUGGUUGCUCCUAUACGAGGCUAGCCAGAACCCGACGCAAAAGUACCGCCCGGACGACAAGGCGUAG
Messenger RNA from Phytophthora infestans T30-4, 1146 nucleotides. RefSeq lists its product as uncharacterized. NCBI's taxonomy places the organism in Eukaryota, Oomycota, Peronosporomycetes, Peronosporales, Peronosporaceae. The record is from RefSeq and is a predicted model, not a curated record. Bases 1 to 1146 code for a protein of 381 amino acids. The transcript has 8 exons.